AUGGGUCAAUCUCAAUGGGAAGUUUCACGAGCAUUAAAUGCUAUGCCACCCUUACAAUCCAGCGUGAAUUAUCAACGAGAGAGAGACAAGCAGGUGAAGCUGUUUGGCUUCUGGCCAAACCCCUACGUUUUCAAAGUGAUAUGGGCGCCAAGGAUCAAAGGCGUGGAGUACGACUACAACCCCGUGCACAAGAAAAUUCCUGUGCUUGUCUAUCAAGGUAAACCCAUCGCAGAGUCAUAGGUCAUACUCGAGUUCAUCGAUGAGGCGUGGAAGGACCGCGGUGACCGUAUCCUGCCGGAGGAUCCCUACGAGCGUGCCAUGGCCUGUUUCUGGGUGAGGUUUCUGCAGGAUAAGCUCUCGCCACCGAUUUGGAAGUGGUUCACCACGCAAGGCCAAGAACAGGAGGAUGCACACGAAGCUGCCAUAGAGCAGCUGCUGGUUCUGGAGAAGGAGCUUGAUGGGAAGCGAUUCUUUGCCGGCGAGAAGAUUGGGUUCGUGGACUUAUCGCUUGGUCCGCUGUCGUAUGUGAUUCCGAUGUACGAGGAGAUCACUGGUGUCAAGAUGAUCGCAGGGGAGAAGCUCCCUUCCCUGUCUGCGUGGAUGGGGAAUUUCUUGAGCUCGCCGGUGGUGAAGGACCACCUGCCACCGCUGGACAAGUUGCGGCUCAGGUUACAAACAAUACGUGAAGCAUUUCUAAACGGCAAAGUUAAGUAGUAGAGGUCAUCUUGCCACUGAGCCUCUUCAGUUUGAUUGGGAUCAGAGGGUCAAUAUAUGGCACAAAUAGUGUUUGCACCGAAAAUAAAGAAUUAAAAAAACAAAUAGUGUUUCCUACACUUGUUACUGCAGUUUCUCAAGUACCUACUAGCGUGUGUAACUGAAAGGAGGACUAUUAUCAGACUGCAAAUAUUUCACCUUAUUUUCCGCAAGUGAUUUGCAUCCAAUAUUUUAUCUGCACUAGUUGCUUGCUAUUUUACCUCCUUGACCUUGUUGCUGUACCAUGAAUGCCAGCCUGAUGUUUGUUGCAGGGUGGCCCGAGCUGAACUGUGCCAGUGGACUGGAAGUGAGAGGCCCAAGCCCGUUUAUAUUGCUGCCCCCUCUUGUCGCCACAUUUUCACUAGGACGGUACAACUGUAGAAGUGGGGAGGUUAAGUUUUUGACAGUCCAAGUGCAUGCACACAACCGUUUCACUACGCGAUGGCAAGUAUUGUAGCAGUACAGCAGUGUAGACAACCGUGGCCGUGGGGCCGUCAGGCCAUGGCACAACAUAGCCGUGCGUGUGCCCGUGCAUGUUCUGGAGCUCUAUGACAGUAACCCAUCCAGCAGGAACUCAGGUGUUCAGAAAGAACUUUGUUUAUUAUUGGCACGUCGAUCAUCUGGGACCUUGAGCGGCUAUACACUGUACUGAACACGCGAGAAUCCAAGAUGUUGUGCU
Messenger RNA from Setaria italica (foxtail millet), 1432 nucleotides. Its product is annotated as glutathione transferase GST 23. Gene Ontology annotation, cellular component: cytoplasm. Gene Ontology annotation, molecular function: glutathione transferase activity. The record is from RefSeq and is a predicted model, not a curated record. Gene Ontology annotation, biological process: glutathione metabolic process. NCBI's taxonomy places the organism in Eukaryota, Viridiplantae, Streptophyta, Magnoliopsida, Poales, Poaceae. The transcript is spliced from 3 exons.